This is a messenger RNA of Tuber melanosporum (Perigord truffle), 1871 nucleotides long. RefSeq lists its product as uncharacterized. The transcript is spliced from 10 exons. The coding region runs from base 150 to 1499 and encodes 449 amino acids. Gene Ontology annotation, biological process: mitotic cell cycle; nuclear division; nuclear migration by microtubule mediated pushing forces. Gene Ontology annotation, molecular function: structural constituent of cytoskeleton; GTP binding. Lineage: Eukaryota; Fungi; Ascomycota; Pezizomycetes; Pezizales; Tuberaceae. Gene Ontology annotation, cellular component: microtubule; spindle; cytoplasm. The record is from RefSeq and is a predicted model, not a curated record.
CACAGACCGCGCCCGCCCUCCCCUUCUCCUUCUUUUUCUACCGCCUCUCGCCAUCUCUUCUUCCUUCUCUUCUCCAUCUCCUCUAUCACGCUUUUAACGAGUCACCUAACGCAUCCCUAUUCCUCUUCAUCUAUUCUCAGAAAUCCAUCAUGAGAGAAGUUAUCUCCCUUAACGUCGGUCAGGCCGGUGUUCAGAUUGCCAAUUCGUGCUGGGAGUUGUACUGCCUUGAGCAUGGUAUUCAGCCUGAUGGAUACCUCACCGAGGAACGUCAAAAAGGACCCCAAGACACUGGGUUCAGCACCUUCUUCUCCGAGACUGGCCAGGGAAAAUAUGUUCCACGCACAAUCUACGUUGAUCUGGAGCCUAAUGUCGUUGAUGAAGUAAGGACGGGUACCUAUCGAAGUCUUUUCCACCCCGAGCAGAUGAUCACUGGAAAGGAAGAUGCUUCCAACAACUAUGCCCGUGGUCACUACACUGUUGGAAAAGAGUUAAUUGAUCAAGUGCUGGAUAAGAUUCGUCGUGUUGCUGAUAACUGCUCGGGACUACAAGGGUUCCUUGUCUUCCACUCCUUCGGCGGUGGUACUGGGUCUGGUUUCGGAGCCUUGCUAAUGGAACGUCUGUCCGUCGAUUAUGGCAAGAAGUGCAAACUUGAAUUUUCCGUUUACCCAGCUCCUCAAGUAUCCACUUCAGUCGUUGAGCCUUAUAACUCUAUCUUGACAACUCAUACUACCCUUGAGCACUCCGAUUGUUCAUUUAUGGUUGAUAACGAAGCUAUUUACGACAUUUGUCGUAGAAACUUGGAUAUCGAGCGACCCAACUACGAGAAUUUGAAUAGGUUGAUUGCACAAGUUGUCUCUAGCAUCACUGCCUCUCUCCGUUUCGAUGGUUCCCUCAAUGUCGAUUUGAACGAGUUCCAGACCAAUCUUGUUCCUUACCCUCGUAUCCACUUCCCUCUGGUCUCGUAUGCUCCUGUCAUCUCAGCGGCCAGAGCCUCGCAUGAGGCCAAUUCUGUCCAGGAGAUUUCCAACUCUUGCUUUGAACCUCACAAUCAGAUGGUCAAAUGUGAUCCUCGUAACGGAAAGUACAUGGCUACUUGCCUGCUCUACCGUGGCGAUGUUGUGCCCAAGGAGGUUCAUGCUGCUGUUGCCAGCAUCAAGACUAAGAGGACCAUACAAUUUGUUGAUUGGUGCCCAACUGGCUUCAAAAUUGGUAUUUGCUAUCAGCCACCUCAGUUGGUUCCUAACGGCGACUUGGCAAAGGUCAAUAGGGCUGUUUGCAUGUUGUCCAACACCACUGCCAUUGCUGAGGCCUGGAGUGCUUUGAGCAACAAAUUUGACCUCAUGUAUAGUAAGCGUGCCUUCGUUCAUUGGUACGUUGGUGAGGGUAUGGAGGAGGGCGAAUUUUCUGAGGCCAGAGAAGACUUGGCUGCACUUGAGAGGGAUUACGAGGAAGUUGCCACAGACUCUCUUGGUGAGGAUGCUGAGGAGCCCGAGUACUAAUCGACUCAAAUUCAUUGCGAGGGAAGGGAAACUAGCUAGAGAAAAGGGCAUGCGUUUAAACUUGGGUAGAGCAUUAAUAUAUCCGGGUGAUGGUGGGGGGUUUCGUGCUGUUGCCGUUUGUUGCAGCAUGGAAAUUGUUUUGCAUUCCUCUAUCUACUCUGGAUUGUUGAUUGAAUUUUCCAGUCUAAAACCGUGCUUCCUUUUGAUCAUUCUGUUUUUUAAGCCUACAUUCUUGUGCGUUCUUAUGAUUGUCUCUCUGCCUUGGGAAAAAAAUUGUGUGAAGUUUUCUUUUUGAGGUGCGGGGAUAUGUAUGACAUGUACUAUGUUAGUACCUUCUUUACAGUCUUUAAUUUGACGUAUUUUUUUCCACCG